This is a messenger RNA of Indicator indicator, 1716 nucleotides long. It is a transcript of the gene CALCOCO2, whose product is annotated as calcium binding and coiled-coil domain 2. Gene Ontology annotation, biological process: positive regulation of autophagosome maturation; xenophagy. The transcript has 12 exons. Gene Ontology annotation, cellular component: autophagosome; PML body. Bases 39 to 1373 code for a protein of 444 amino acids. Lineage: Eukaryota; Metazoa; Chordata; Aves; Piciformes; Indicatoridae. The record is from RefSeq and is a predicted model, not a curated record.
GCAGUGCCGGAGGUUUCCAGCCGUGCCUCUCGACUUCCAUGAUGGAUGAGACCUCUGAUGAGCCUCCCACUUCCGCUGUCUUCUUAGACAACUGCCACUUCUCCCAGGUCAUCUUUAACAAUGUGGAGAAGUUUUAUGUUCCUGGAGGAGAUGUCACUUGUUAUUAUACCCUCACCCAGAACAUCAUUCCUCGUGGGAAGGACUGGGUGGGCAUCUUCCGGGUGGGAUGGAAAACGACCCGGGAAUAUUACACCUUCAUGUGGGCUCCUGUGCCCAGUGACACCCACAGGGACACCAGUGUGCAGCAACAGAUCCAGUUCAAAGCUUACUACCUACCAAAAGAUGAUGAGUACUACCAGUUCUGCUACGUGGACCAGGAUGGGGUGGUCCGGGGAGCCAGUGUCCCUUUCCAGUUCAGAGCAGAGACUGAGGAUGAUAUCCUGGUGGUCACCACACAGGGAGAAGUGGAAGAGAUUGAACUACAAAACAAAACUUUGCUUCAAGAAAAUGAGGAGCUGAAAGCAAGUUGUGCAAGUCUCCAGAAACAAAACCUUGGGCUGCAGGAAGAGCUCCAGAAGACACAGGACCUGCAGAAUAGUUUAGAGUCUCUGAGGAGCAAGACAGAGACACUGGAACUGGAGCUGAAUUCCCUGAGAAAGGAAAAUAAACAUCUAAAGGAGCUGGACGACUGCAGAGAGGCAGAGCUGAGCCAACUCAAAGAGCAAAUUCAGACUGUGACCUCUGAGAAGGACCACCUGGAAGCCAGACUGAAGACAACCAUGGAUCGCAUGGCCCAGCUGCAGUCUUUAGUGUUGAAUUAUGAGAAGGAAGUGGAAAACCUAUCUCAGAUGGUUCAUGACAAGACAGAGCAGCUUGAAGGCUUAAAGAAAGAGAAUCAGCAAUUAUGCAUGACUGGAACCCACCAGCAGCAAAACCAGGACUUAAUGAAAGAACUUGAGGAGCAGAAGCAUUUGGUUCAGAUUCUGCAGGCCAAAAAGAAUGAGGCUGAUGAAGAAAAUCAGAAACUAAAGGAAGAGAAUGAUGAACUCCUGAGGCACCUCUCCCAGGCUGAAAAUGUUUCUUCCUUCCCUGAUGUUUCUCAAGCUCCAAUUCCAGUUCCUGAAGUUGGAGGCCUUCUGUUUGGAAAUCCAUAUUGUGCUGCAGGAGCAAACCUGAGGGCAGGAGCUGCAGACAUAGCUUCCUUAAGGAAAUGCCCCAUAUGCAAUGAUGUGUUUCCUGAAGAUGUUGAAACCAGUCAGUAUGAGGCCCACGUGCAGAGCCAUCUUCUGGAGUGCCCAGUCUGCAAAGAGACCUUUGAGAACUCUGACAAGCAGGUUUUUGAUGACCAUAUUUAUUGUCAUAGUCUGGAAUAAAUCUGAGUUCCUAUCUGCUCUGUAGAAUAAGACAGCAGAAGCUGCAGUAUAGAAUAAACCAAACUCACUGUAUGAGCUUCAUUCAUGCUAAGAUCACCCAGACAGGACUGACCAUGCCUCUAGAACUGUAAUUCUGAGCUUCUGUUUCAUGCAGCAUUUGGCCAAUACAUUGAUCAGGUCAGACAUCCACAUGCUGAAACUGAAUCCCUGUCAUCAAGCUUGAAUCCUGUGGCUUGGAUCAGGAUAUUUGCUUGUGAAACUAGUCCCAAACCCUGUCAGGAGUGAUUUAAUUGAAGGUGGUACCAGUUCUUUAGAGCAGGAUUGGCCCUUACACUGCUGUGUU